UUCGAGUUUCAUAUUUUAGAAUAGAAAAGUGUUACACCGUUCAGAUUUGUUUUCUGUUAAAAGAAAUAUUUGUUAACUAUCAUUUUUAUUAUAUUAUAGAUAUAUUCUAAUGUUAAGGUAGCCUUAUAGCAUAAAAUCACAAAUACUAAACACUAGGUCAUUUAAUUUUGUUUGGGUAAAGGGUUUGUAUUAGUUUUGUAUGUAGGUUUUAAAUAUGUCUCUUACAAUUGCUCAAAUUCGGCAACAUCUUAGUCAUUUGUCCAAUGCCCCAGCUACUCAUAAAGACCAAGUAGAUAAGUAUAGAAGUUUAUUGAACAAUGUUUUGUCAAAUACAGGUGACAAUAUUAUUGAAGCUUUAAAAGUAUUUGUAGAAGCCAUUGUUAACGAAAAUGUCAGUUUGGUAAUAUCCCGUCAAAUAUUAUCGGAUGUCAGCACACAACUGUUACCGGAUUUGCCAGACGGACAAUCUAAACAAUUAGCUCAUUUUACCUUAGAAAAAAUUCAGCCUCGGGUGAUUUCCUUUGAAGAACAAGUGGCUAAUGUUCGACAACAUUUAGCAUCAAUUUACGAAAGAGAAAAUAACUGGAAAGAAGCAGCUACAGUACUCGUUGGUAUACCAUUAGAAACUGGCCAAAAGAAGUACACUGUUGAUUAUAAAUUGGAAACCUAUAUGAAAAUAGCUCGUUUAUACUUGGAAGACGAUGAUCCUUUGUUGGCCGAGUCGUACAUUAAUCGAGCAUCAUUAUUACAAACAGAAUCUAAAAAUGAAAAACUUCAAAUAUGUUACAAAGUAUGUUAUGCAAGAGUAUUAGACUAUAGAAGAAAAUUUAUCGAAGCCGCACAAAGGUAUAAUGAGCUGUCUUAUAAAACAAUAAUUUCAGAAGAAGAACGAAUGACAGCGUUAAAAAAUGCUCUGAUCUGUACAGUAUUAGCGUCUGCCGGACAACAGCGUAGUCGAAUGUUAUCAACUUUAUUUAAAGAUGAACGAUGCCAAAGUUUACCGGAAUUCUCGGUUCUCGAGAAAAUGUAUUUAGACCGCAUUAUCAGGCAUUCUGAAAUCAUUCAACUCGAUGCAAUGCUGCAGCCACACCAAAAAGCAAAGACUAUAGAUGGUAAUGGUUUUACUUGUGCUAAGAAAUAUAUAUAUAAAUUAAUUAUGAUGAUUUAUGUAGGUUCUACUAUUUUGGAGAGAGCUAUUAUCGAACACAACUUAUUAUCUGCCAGUAAAUUGUACAAAAAUAUGAAAGUCGUAGAACUCGGUAGGCUACUGAGUAUUGAACCUAUUAAAGCUGAAAAAAUUGCGGGUCAAAUGAUUUCCGAAGGUCGUAUGGAAGGAUCCAUAGAUCAGAUUCAAAGUUUUGUUCAUUUUAAAACACAAAAACUACUUCCAAUAUGGGAUAAGAAAAUUGAAGCAUUGUGUUAUCACGUUAACCACAUAAUAGAACUUAUGUCUGCGGAUCCAGCACUACGCGAUUGGAUGAAUAAACACCUUGACGAUCAAAUGGCAUUUUAAAAAAAAACACAAUUUAAAUAAUUUAAUAACAUGUCCUUGUUCUCUAAUCAGAAUAUUAAUGAUUCAUACACAAAUAAAUACACUGAUAUUUUUUAAAUACA
This is a messenger RNA of Adelges cooleyi (spruce gall adelgid), 1614 nucleotides long. RefSeq names its product COP9 signalosome complex subunit 4 (gene CSN4). The record is from RefSeq and is a predicted model, not a curated record. Gene Ontology annotation, cellular component: COP9 signalosome; cytosol. The coding region runs from base 215 to 1513 and encodes 432 amino acids. Gene Ontology annotation, molecular function: protein binding. NCBI's taxonomy places the organism in Eukaryota, Metazoa, Arthropoda, Insecta, Hemiptera, Adelgidae. The transcript is spliced from 8 exons.